AUGCUUCCUUCUUUGGAUUUCUUUCUUUCUUUGACAGUGCUUACUUCCUCUGAUUCUUUCUUCCUUUAUUUCUUCCUUUCUUUUACACUGCUUUCUUCUUCUGGCUCUUUCUUUCUUCCUUCCUUUCUUUUACACUGCUUUCUUCUUCUGGCUCUUUCUUUCUUCCUUCCUUUCUUUUUACACUGCUUUCUUCUUCUGGCUCUUUCUUUUCUUCCUUCCUUUCUUUUACACUGCUUUCUUCUUCUGGCUCUUUCUUUCUUCCUUCCUUUCUUUUACACUGCUUUCUUCUUCUGGCUCUUUCUUUCUUCCUUCCUUUCUUUUACACUGCUUUCUUCUUCUGGCUCUUUCUUUCUUCCUUCCUUUCUUUUACACUGCUUUCUUCUUCUGGCUCUUUCUUUUUUCUUCCUUCCUUUCUUUUACACUGCUUUCUUCUUCUGGCUCUUUUCUUUCUUCCUUCCUUUCUUUUUACACUGCUUUCUUCUUCUGGCUCUUUCUUUCUUCCUUCCUUUCUUUUACACUGCUUUCUUCUUCUGGCUCUUUCUUUCUUCCUUCCUUUCUUUUACACUGCUUUCUUCUUCUGGCUCUUUCUUUCUUCCUUCCUUUCUUUUACACUGCUUUCUUCUUCUGGCUCUUUCUUUCUUCCUUCCUUUCUUUUACACUGCUUUCUUCUUCUGGCUCUUUCUUUCUUCCUUCCUUUCUUUUACACUGCUUUCUUCUUCUAAUUCUUUCUUUAUUAAUGCUUCCUUCCUCUGUUUUCUUUCUUUCUUUCUUUCUUUUAUCUACUCAUCACAUAAAGACAUGAGAAAGCAGAAAGGCUGUAAAGCCUUAGGGGAGUAUCAAUUUUAA
Messenger RNA from Acanthosepion pharaonis, 846 nucleotides. NCBI's taxonomy places the organism in Eukaryota, Metazoa, Mollusca, Cephalopoda, Sepiida, Sepiidae. The record is from the annotation of a GenBank genome assembly.